AUGCUGGAUCUCUCAGAACGGGUCAUUGUAGAUCAGUCGAAGCUCGGAUAUAAGGAAGCUUGCGAAUCGAAAGUAACUUUGUCACGGCAGGCGCAAUUUGAACGGAGAAAUGCGCUGUUCGAGGAAGUUGGAAUCCAGAAAUGGUUCGAAGAUAAUAGCAUUCCAUAUGAUACUCAACCCAAGAUGAAGUGUUCGGGGAAGGAUUACCUUACAGCCAGUAAUGUAUCUCAGAACCAACUAGAGCAAGUGUACAACUGGACGUUCUCCAAGGGACGCGUUGGUGAAUCAGUGCCCUUGAGACACGUUACGCGCCAUGCUGUGAAAAUUCUAAUAGGGGAAACGAGUGCUGCUAACAGCAGCACCAUCAAGAUACCGGACGCCUGGCUCGCAAAUAGACAGGUCCAAAUUAAUGAGGCAAGCCCCUUCCGAAUGCUCCGUAAAACCCUGCUCCUCUACCUGGAGUACGCCAACGAGGAACAUAUCAAGUAUAGGGAAGGUUUAGACGAAGCCCCGACUCCUCUCUUUGAUCUCUCGGGCGACCGGAAGACCGGCGCGGAGUCAAUUCUAGAUCUGUCCCUUUAUGAUUCGGAAAACGUGCAUUCUUCUGGAGCCCUAAGCAUAGAGUGUGCGAUGUUGAAGCUUUUUGGAUACCCCGGCACUCUGAAGACAAUCUCAGAGAUGGAUGUAGAGCGUCACAUUGGUCCUAUUCUCUCAGGAAUAUUCAACAUUCCAGGAUGUGCUGGGCUUUCAUCGACUAUUCUGAAAUAUCCUACGAUAUUGAGUUGUUUUGAUUCCUACCCGCGGCCCGACCAUGCCUGUCAGAUUUCAGCUGAACGACUACCAGGGAUCAAGUUUUGUCGUCCCCUUGUACUCGCAGGGGAGGCCAGAAGGCCGCAAAGCCGAGUACCGCAAGUUGAAGAUACUCCCUCAGGCAGUGCCAGCAAUUCGCGGGUAAAGUUUCCGCGGCCAGCAUCACAGCUUGCUUGGGCAUUCCAGCCCACGCUGGAGCUGUUCAUCAUGGAUCUAGUGACCAAAUACCGAAAUCCGGGUGGAAAGACUUGGAAGAAAGAAUGGGAUCCACUGGCAAAUGCAGCGAUCCCCAGUCACAUGGUUGUGUUUGGCAUCGUAUACGACACGGACGGCAUCAUCUUCUAUUUCUAUUCGCCCACCUACAAGGUUUCGGACGGUAAGUAUACAAGCGAGCGCUACUGUUUCGAGCAUUGCUCGCUGCCGUUACUUGGAGUGACCAGUUGGCGACGACGUGGGCUAACAAUCUGUCACUUCCUCCGAUAG
Molecule: messenger RNA, 1293 nt
Organism: Sparassis crispa
Lineage: Eukaryota; Fungi; Basidiomycota; Agaricomycetes; Polyporales; Sparassidaceae
Exons: 6
Coding region: 1-1293 (430 amino acids)
Source: RefSeq, a predicted model, not a curated record